Molecule: messenger RNA, 1477 nt
Organism: Astrephomene gubernaculifera
Lineage: Eukaryota; Viridiplantae; Chlorophyta; Chlorophyceae; Chlamydomonadales; Astrephomenaceae
Source: the annotation of a GenBank genome assembly
GUAUGCCUGAAGCAUGUCGGCAAGGUAAAACCCCUUUAGUUACGUGCCUACUAGAGUGACAUCCAGCUAUUUUUAUUUGAAUUCCGACAGGCUACACGGCGGCGCGAGACUGGGGACAGUGCUAAUAAUCUAUGACUAGCGUUGUUGCAUACACGUAGAAGAUCGUUUACCAUAGUUCCGAGGCUACCAUAAAAAACGCAUCUUGCUGACUCGACAGCCUGACGCAAACCGGAAAUGUCUUCAUCACCAAGCACGGUCACGCCUCUGGAGCACACCGCUAUCGGAGCUCUAGGCGGCACCGUAGAAGUAUGCAUUAUGCAACCGCUCGUGGGCAUCAAGAACGCACUACAAGAGGGACGGCCCAUCCCACGGCACCCAGCGCACUUGUACCGUGGCCUGCUUAUGAACGUCGUGAGCAUGGCGCCCAUCACAGCGUCGCAGUUUGGGACGAACCGCCUGAUGCAGACGAAGGUCCUUAACAAGUCAGAAGACGAGUUGACCGGGUUGGAGAGGUUUGGGUGUGCUUCUGUAGCAGGAGCCGUGUCGGCGUUCAUUGCCUCCCCUUCGGAACUAAUUAUCAUUCAGCAGCAGAAAAGCGGGCGGUCCCUGGGCGCUGAGGCUUCUCACUUCAUGAAAGUACACGGAUCGGCAGCCAUUGUACGAGGCUUGUUGCCGGCCAUGGGUCGUGAGACGCUGUACGCCGCGGGCUACCUGGGCCUCUUCCCGAUCAUCCGGAAGGAGCUGGACGAGAAGAUGCCGGGCUCCUCCGGCCUCACCCUGGUGGCUGCCAGCAUCCUGGGGGGGGUCUUCGCAGCCGCCUGCUCGCACCCCUUCGACACCGCCAAGACGCGCAUGCAGGCGUUCAUGUACGACAAGCCCGAGUACCGCACCCUGCGCUCCACCUUUGGCGCCAUCUACAAGGAGGGCGGCAUUCCGCUCUUCUGGAAGGGCCUUUCGCCGCGUAUGCUCAGGAUUGUGUGCGCCACCCUCAUCCUCAACUCCAUGCGCACGGGCGCCGUGGAGUAUCUGGACAAGACGCGCGCGGAGGCAGCUGGCCUGGCCGCGUGAGGAGGGAGGCGGGAGGCAUGCAUCAGGGAGGAACGUUUUUAAACUCUGAGCUGGGUAUAAGAGGUGCUUCCGUUGCCGCCUGUCCGCAGCGCGAGGGAAUGUGGGUUAGCGGAGAGUUUGCUGCGCGGGGUGUUGUACAUAUGUAGGAGGUGGCGGUGGCGGACUGGCGGUAGCGCGCUGCUGACGUGUUUGCUGGUGAGGGAGGUGCAGGCGCAGGUGCUGCUUGCAUGUGUCGGACUGAGGGGGCGGUGUUUGCAGUGCAGGUAUCGGCAGGACGGGGCUGGUUCCCUACUGUCGCCGGGAGAGAGAUCGGACUGGUGAAGAAAUUGUGACUUGGAUGUGCUUGCUCUGUACUGCGGCACCCUUCAAAGGCGGUUCGGGCGCUCGGGCUUCAUUAACCUCACCGGAG